Messenger RNA from Ambispora leptoticha, 1077 nucleotides. Lineage: Eukaryota; Fungi; Glomeromycota; Glomeromycetes; Archaeosporales; Ambisporaceae. The record is from the annotation of a GenBank genome assembly.
AUGGUCGUAACCAAAAAAGAGAUUGAAAAGCAAAACAUCUUCAAUCAAGAAAUCUACGAAGAAUUACAAGAAACUAAUGAUAUUCUUUUUGCCCAACAACGCAAAUUAAACUUAGUCUCUCAGCAAAUGGAAGAUAUUCAGGAAGAAGUUCACUUGAGAAUGGAUAAACUUUCCACCCAACUAGAACAAAGAACCAGCCAAACCCUCAAUAUCGCUCAACAAUCCCAUCAACGAGUAGAUAAAUUAAUCCAAGAAGUCCAAAACAUUCGCCAAGAAAUAGACCACUUAGAAGACCAAGUUCAAAAAAAUAAGGAAGAAAUAGAAAAAGUUCGUCAAGAAGCCAAACGGGAAAAUGAACGCUUAGAAAAUAUUAUUAAAAUCCAGCAAUUAUUAGAUACUUCAGCCGAGGAUGCUAAAAUAGAUAAAAUCCAAAAGUCCCUCGAACUCAAAGCCGAAGAGGCUAAAUUAUUAGCCACCCUCAAUCUCUUAAAAGAAACUAAGCAAUUAGAUGAGGCUGAAGCCAACAAAAAAGAAACUCAAGCCGAAGCACGACAAGCCGAAGAGCAAGAAGGAGAAGAAGAAAUUCCUCUUUCUGAACAAUCUCAGCAAGUUUUAGAAGAAAUAAAUACUGCUCAAAGAAAAAUACUUGAACAACUCCAAGCCGUCCAAGCCGAAAUUAAAAAGGAGUUAGAUACGGUCGAAAAUGCUCCUCCGUCGGCUCCUCCUCCCCCCAAGCCCUCCACCGCUUACCAUCUGCAAGUCAUCUCCGCCGAAAGUAAAGUCAAAAUUAAACAAAAAGCCUUCGAACGGCAAAAGCAAGCCGAAAAAGAAGCUCAACAAAAGGCUCAAACUCAACCCACUAAAAAAAAUAAGGAAUUACUCCAAGAAGCCCAGGAAGAUACCAAACAAGCCGAAAAAGAAUUGAAGCAAGCUCAGGAAGAAUUGCAAUCUCUCCAAGCUCUUUCUCAGCAGGCCUUACAGGAAGAUAAAAAAGCAGAUGAGCCACCGGAAGAAACCAAAGAGGAAGAAUUAGAUAAAAAACUGGAAGAACUAACUCAACAAUUAAAUCAGCAAGAA